AAUAAGUAGGCUGCGUUCUGGGCUGGGCUUUCCAGUGAGAGAGUUCUGCUCGACUUGCUGGAAACUGAGAACAUAGUGAAGAGCAGCUCCAGAAUUACUCAUGGCCGUACAGCUCUCAGGGCUACGGUUACCGUCUUCGUCACUUCCCACUCACCUCCUCCGAUGCCAAACCAUUUCCAACCCAAAACGGUCACCAUCAUUAUCGGUUACCGCUGCUCUCUCCUCCCCACCACCCACCAUUCAGGUUGUUGGAGGGAAGAACCCGAGUUGGCGUGGAAAUGAAAAUGGAAGUGGCAAUAGCACAGUCGGGGGUAGUCAAGGAGAGAGUGAUUGGGUUGAUAUGGAUGCGGAUCUUUACUACUGGACAAAGGCGUUGCGUCCUGUUCAGUGGUAUCCAGGUCAUAUUGCAAAGACAGAGAAGGAACUGAAAGAACAGCUCAAGUUGAUUGAUGUUGUGAUAGAAGUGCGAGAUGCCAGAAUUCCUUUGUCCACUGGUCAUCCACAGAUGGACUCAUGGCUUGGUAAUAGGAAAAGAAUUUUAGUGUUGAACAGGGAAGACAUGAUAUCAACAGCAGACAGGAAUGCUUGGGCUACAUAUUUUGCAAGGCAGGGUAUAAAGGUUGUCUUCUCCAAUGGGAAGCUUGGAAUGGGAACCAUUAAGCUUGGCCGGUUGGCAAAGUCAUUGGCAGCAGGUGUUAAUGUCAAACGCAGAGCCAAAGGACUCCUCCCUCGUGCAGUUCGAGCUGGAAUAGUUGGGUAUCCAAAUGUUGGUAAAUCAUCUUUAAUCAACCGUUUGCUGAAACGAAGAAUGUGUCCAGCAGCUCCCAGGCCAGGAGUUACUAGGGAAUUGAAAUGGGUUCGCUUUGGGAAAGAUCUUGAGUUGCUAGAUUCUCCUGGAAUACUUCCAAUGAGGAUUAGUGAUCAAUCAGCUGCAAUAAAGCUUGCCAUGUGUGAUGAUAUUGGAGAAAGAUCCUAUGAUGCUUCUGAUGUUGCUGCAAUUCUUGUUCAGAUCUUGGUGAGGCUUCCAACAGUUGGUAUGAAGGUUCUUCAAGACCGCUACAAGAUUGAUGCAGAUGGUCACUGUGGUAAAACAUUUGUUCAAAAGCUAGCAGUGCAUUUGUUCAAUGGGGAGGUCAAUCAAGCAGCAUUCCGUGUCUUGUCAGAUUUUCGGAAAGGGAAGUUUGGUUGGAUUGCACUAGAAAGGCCUCCUAGAUAGUGUGUUGAAGCACGUGGUGCAGGGCUUCCAAGGCUACCAUUCGCAACUCUUGUUCCCUUGAGUGAUCCGAUGUUGGUGUUGGAAACAGAAGUUCAAAAUUUGUCAAAUAUGGUGUUGCUAUGAUAAGACAGUAACGUUGCAACCAGAAGAAGACGCUUCAUUAUGUUGCAAUAGCAAUAUUUAAGGAAGCAUUGGCAAUUGGGCACUGGGGCUGGGUGCCGUGAAGGGCCGAAAUGGAGACUUUAUAUUUAAUCGUCCUAUUUUCAGGUUCUCUCUACGCCUUCACCCUUCUUCUAACAGUUAAACUGAUCUGCAUUGUAUGCUGCUGCUCUCUGAAUCUUGUAUAGAAAAUUUUAUUUCAUAAAAAUAAAUUUUCAUAAGGAUG
Messenger RNA from Rubroshorea leprosula, 1601 nucleotides. Lineage: Eukaryota; Viridiplantae; Streptophyta; Magnoliopsida; Malvales; Dipterocarpaceae. The record is from the annotation of a GenBank genome assembly.